Anoplophora glabripennis (Asian longhorned beetle) is the source of this 888-nucleotide messenger RNA. RefSeq lists its product as uncharacterized. The transcript is spliced from 3 exons. NCBI's taxonomy places the organism in Eukaryota, Metazoa, Arthropoda, Insecta, Coleoptera, Cerambycidae. Bases 1 to 888 code for a protein of 295 amino acids. The record is from RefSeq and is a predicted model, not a curated record.
AUGGUAAGUGUGGUACAGUGUAACCUGCAACACAGCAGGGCGGCAACGGCUGCAUUAUGCCGCCGCCUUGAUGUGGACACAACCAACACAGACAAGCCGAGGACGGCUAUAUACACCCCUCGCCAUAUCAAAACCCAAUCACUACAACAUCUUUCAACAUCUGAUCUGACUGCCGUGAAAGUGGAAUAUGUAGUCAAGGGCAAACAAACUGCUGUUGUCAUCGCAUCAGUUUACCUCCCUGAGAAUUCGGCCACCCCACCACCAACGAGGGAGAUGGAGGAACUGGUGGCACCCAGAAAUGGGAACUUAUCAUGGCCUGUGAUACAAAUUCACACCAUGUACCCUGGUAGGCCGACAUUUGUUAACUCAAGAAGUCAAACAUUAAUAGAUGUCACGUUGACUACGGCGCGCAUAUAUAAUGUAAUCCAGAACUGGCAUGUGGCAGACAUUGCCUCAAUGUCAGAUCACCGCUGGAUAAACUUUAAUAUUAAUCUUAUCAAAACUCCUCAAAAAUCGUUCCGGAAUCCCCGAGGAACUGACAAGGAUAAAUAUCUUUGUCACCUCCGGGACAACCUGGCAGCGGUACAAGAUCAGGAGCCCAGAAACAAUGGAGAGAUUGAGGUGCUCGUGAACACUGUACAAUCUGCCAUAGAAAGAGCCUUUAUAACAUCUUGCCCCCUCAGAUCAGCUCGGCAAACCGGCGCAACCACGGGUUGGUGGAAUCGGGAGCUGAGCGAACUGAGGAAGAAGGCCAGGAUCGUUCAACAAGGCAAAAAUGACAAGACAAGACUCAGACUGGCAAAUAUACAAAACCCACCUAAGACUUUUCAAAAAACUGGUCAGGAAGAGACAAAGGGAUACAUGGAGAGCCUACUGCGAGAAGAUUGA